Messenger RNA from Phytophthora sojae, 4962 nucleotides. RefSeq lists its product as hypothetical. Gene Ontology annotation, molecular function: protein binding. The coding region runs from base 1 to 4962 and encodes 1653 amino acids. The transcript is spliced from 12 exons. The record is from RefSeq and is a predicted model, not a curated record. Lineage: Eukaryota; Oomycota; Peronosporomycetes; Peronosporales; Peronosporaceae.
AUGGAGGCGGCGCCGGCGACAGCGGCCUGGAGGUCCUGGUCGUGCGCCGACGUGGGGCGCUGGCUGGGCGCCCAGGGCUUCCAGGAGCACGUGGAGCUCUUCGCCGCCAACAAGAUCUCGGGCAGCAUCCUCCCGGAGCUCACGCGCAACGCGCUGCGCGACGACUUGGGCAUCGCGGCCUUCGGGGACCGCGCCUGGCUGCCCCGCGACGAGAACGCGCUGGACCUGGUGGUGCUGCACGCGGCGCCGCUCGUGAUCAAGGACAGCCGCCACCGCAUCUACCCCAUGGAGAAGCUGGACCUAGAGGCGGAGCGCCGCGAGAUCAGCAACUCGCUGCUCACGGACGUGCAGCACAAGGCCAUCCACGUGCGCUUCGACAUCGCCACGGCCGACAUCCUGCGCAGCCUCAUGACGGCGUGGAAGUGCACGGUGCUGCACUUCUCCGGCCACGGACUGGGCCAACGAGCCGCGCUCUGCUUCGAGGAUGGAGCCGGCUGCACGCACCUCAUCACGCCCGACGCGUUGAGGCAGUUGAUGUUCUCCGGUCACACGCCUGGGGACCGGCAAGUGCCCGGCGCGACACCCGUGGAGAUGAAGAGAGGCACGGCGUCCGAGACUGUUGCUGCUGCUGGACCCAAACCAUUGGACGGCAAUGUAAAGCUUGUGUUUGUCAAUGCGUGUCAUAGCCAGAAGGUCGCGUCUGUGUUCCUGAACGCUGGGAUCCCUCAUGUCGUGGCGGUGCAUUCGGAUUCUCUCGUGGUGGACGCCUCGGCGACGAUGUUCGCCAAACAUUUUUACCUGUCGCUAUUUCAUGGGCACACUGUGUCGACAGCGUUCGAGAUCGCAAAGGGAGCGGUGCGCGCUCUUCCUACCCAGAAACGAGCUGCUUGUUGCUGCGCCCAUCUCCACGAACCGACAUGCACAUGGAUGCGGGAUGGUUCACGUCACUCCCAACACAGUGCUACUCAGUGUUGCUGCAAGGGCCACGCGUUGGCAUUCCCGCACGACGAGUCCAGCAAGUUUCUGCUUCUUGGAGCGGCUUCGCAUGACGUGGUUCUCUUCGGAGACAUCCCAAAUGGCUCGCUGCGGGACUACACGCCCCGGUACCCAUCCAACAUUCCGUCCAUGCACGGCCAGUUCAUCGGGCGUAACACUGAAACGUAUCUUAUGGUCAAGUCGCUACGCGAAAACGCCGUGACGGCGUGCCUAGGUGCUCCAGGAAUCGGAAAGAGUUCUCUCAUUAUCUCAGUCGCGCACUUCGUGCAUAGCCGCCGCAUGUUUCCUGACGGUGUAUUUUACGUGGAUCUGGAAGGCCAGAAACUCUCAACUGUGCGCUAUGCCAUUGCACAGAGUAUUGGGAUGCCCGCAGCAGACACUAACGAAGAAGUAUUUGCGGAGUUAGGGACCAAGAACUGUUUGCUGGUGCUAGACAAGGUUGAAGAGCUGCUGGAUGAGGAUGAAAACAAGGGCGAAGAACUGCUGCACCAGCUUAUAUCGGUUGCCCCAAAUUUGAAGUUGCUGCUUGCCUCUAGGCGAAAUUUGCAUAUCCCCAGCGUCACACCAUACUCGCUUUCAAUCUCGGAGCUCCCGUUGCACACGGCGACAGAGUUGCUCUGCCUCGUGGCUCCUGGCUGUUCGGCCAAACUAGCUGAACGGUUGGCAAGAAUCUGUGGAUGUCUCCCCCUAGCUAUUCGUGUGGUCGGCCGGGCUCUCGCUAACGCACGAAUGACGGUCACGCCUGAGCGCAUGAUCGAAUAUUUGGAGCGCGAUGACCACCGGUUCGAGACCAUCCGGGAACUCAACCAAGUUGGGCACAAGGAGUGCGUGGACCGUUGCAUCCGCUCAUCUUUUUGUCAUUUAGACGAGCCGCUGAGGCUAGCGUUCAUGGCCUUUGGAUUCUUUCGCGGAAGUUUUGAGAUUGAAGCUGCUGAAGCAGUGUUAUCCAGUGUGUUAACGGAGCAGAAUACUGCUGGGAAAUUGGCCGGGAGUAGCAGCUAUUCCCUGAUGUCUUCGUGUCUGAGUGGUUCCGCUGGCGCAACAACGAGCACAUCAAACUCCUCAAGUUCGUACUUUCCUGCCGAUGCUUACGCCAAGAGCAACCGAAGUCGUGGCCGGGAUGAUGAUGCCUCCUCCGUGCGUAGUCUCGGUUCUCAGCUUUCGAACAUGGAUGGUUUUGGUUUCGAUAACGACGGUGCCAUGACAAAUGACAGCUACGAUCUGCUGGAUCUAGAGAGCGACGAGGAGGCAAAAGCUCGAGAAGUGAGUGUUCCCUCGGCCAGCGUUGCUCUUGAACUACUUCACCAGUGGUCGCUAGUGGAGUUUGAUACAAAAACGAACCGUUAUCGUAUGCAUAACCUCGUGCAGCUUUUUGCCGAGGAGGAAGCUGGAAAAAUGGGGGAUGAAUGUUUCGCUGAUGGCGCACCUGCCUCAACUUCUGGUUCAUCGUUUGUGGCGGCAUCGAUGGGCGCCCCUCCAAUGAGCAUUCCGCUGGGCAAAGAGCUACUUCUCACUUGGAAGCGACGUUUUGUUCGCUACUAUUGCAUGAUUGUCGCCAAGGCCUCGCACGCCUACCGAUUCGAAGGCACCUUGGCCUUAUUUGACAAGGAGCGAGCAAAUAUUGAAUCUGCAAUGCGGCUUGCCCAUGAACUUACGCUGCAAAGCAUUGAGCAGGUGCGCGAGAGCAACUGUCGCGUUCAACAAGAUAUCGUGAGUGAUCAGAUUGGAGAAAUGCCUACCAGUUCAACAAGUACGAUGAGAUCGAAUAGCGAACCAACAUUUUCAGUGAGUGAUGGAGCACUGCCCAAGCCGACCAUCGAACGACACAGCAGUAGCUUUGGUCCAAGUACAAGCGAUAGCAGCAGUAGUGGAAGUGGUCAGCGUCCUGCAGGUUUUGCUGGGCUCAGCAACUCCUCGAUUGUGGACGCGUUGCUCUAUAGUAACCUUGUGGUGCGUUGCCGCUUUAUUUUCCGUGCACGUGUGGAGCCCCGGCGCCGUAUUCAGGUGGUGUCCUCGUGUUUGCAACUAUCACGAGAGACUCGUUCGCUACACUGCACCUGUGGUAACCGUGAAAACGACCCUGCCGCGUUGCUGUGGGAUGUGGAAGAGGCCAAGUUCGAUCGUGAGCUGUCGCUGCUGGAUAAACUACCUUCUUUCGAGGAACCACAACCUCAGGCUGCUUCCGCGGCGGCACAUGAUCGCUGCACAUGCGUCGGAAUCCGAGAGCUUAUCGCACUAGAGGCCCUGCUGCUAACAGAUCUCGGCUACGCGUGCUGCGAUGUUACAGACUGGGUUGCCGCAGAGUACCAUUAUUUGGAGUCAUUACGAUUGCAACGCGAGGUGCUGGGCUGGUCAGAACAUCCACAAGUUGCUGAGGUAUUGAAUCAGUUUGGCAUUUGCCUCAGCACACGUUGGGGAUACUUAGCCCACAACGUUUGGUUGCUGCAACACGCUGAGUGCUUGCUAAAGGGGGCACUUGAAAUGCGCAGUCGGGUGCUAAGCAAAAAUCACCCGGAAUACGCAACGAGUUUGAACAAUCUUGCAAACUUCUACAAGAACUACCCGACUGGAGGAAAGCGUCGAUCGCCGUCGGCCGCACUACGGGAAGAUGCCCGCGAAUCUCGAGAGCGGUAUGCAAGAGGAGGUAGAAGUGGAGGGCGGCGUGGCGGUGGUGCUCAGCGAGGUGCCCGCUCGAAUUCAAGUCCAAGCCCGAGCAGAUCCACGGGGCCCAAUAUCGCUGGCAUGUAUCGCCAAUCACUCAAAAUUCGCGAGAUAACGCUCGGCGAGAAUCACCCUCAGGUGGCACAGUCGCUAAAUAAUCUCGCGCUAUAUCUCUCCAACCAGCUUGAAGCGCAGCAACUGAGUGAGGCGGAGUUAGCAACCCAGCGGGCAGAAAUCGGUCGUCUGUAUGAGCGAGCACUAAGGAUUCGUCGAAGCAGACUCGGUAAUGCAAGUUUUGAGACAGCUGCCACGUUGAACAACAUGGGCAAUUUCAAGCGACUUACGAAAGAUUGGCGUGGAGCAGAAGAAAAUAUCAAGGAAGCUCUACAGAUCACGGAUCGUUACUUUAAUGACAUCAGUCCCCGUGCCGCGCGCAUCUUCAUCAAUCUUGCACGCGUGUAUCGAGACCAGAAACGAUAUGGAGAGGCAAUUGCUGCCUACAAGAAAGCGCAAGAUAUCCGCCAGCAGCUUUUCCCAGAUACCCGAGACGUCGGCUUUUGUAUCGAGCAAAUCGGCAAGUGUAUGCGACUGCAAGGAAAUGAAGAGGAAGGCAAAGCCUUAGAAGACAGGGGUCGACAGAUGAAGAAGCUUGGACUUUCGGCAUUGGAGCAGGAUGAGAUGGGAGAAGUUGACAGUGGAAGCACCAUUAGUGGUGGGAGCAACGGUUUGCAGCACGCAAUAUUGAGUGGUGACAGCGUUGAGGGAACCGUAUCGUCAGGCCACCUUUUCGCGCGCGUCAAUGUGUAUGACAUCGUUGACACGGAGGCGCUGAUAUCACGCAAGUUUAAUUUUCCCGGAAAGUUACUCGGCGAGAGAGGCAUUCACUUGAAGAAGAUCGAGGCUAUUGCAUGUGCCCAACUGCGGUACUUCGGGCCGUGGCCGCAAUCACUAAGCAAAUGGAGCAAAGGCCGGGAUGUGUCUUCACGCACACUGCCAGAAGCUUACAUCCAGAUCACCAGCACAAACGAGGCGGCUUUGGAACGUGCAAAAGAGCAAUCCGUUCAGCUUUUACGUGAGAUGAAGCUUUCGUGGGAGCGGUUCCUGGCUCGGACGACCGCGCAUCAUGGAGGAUCCGGGCACCGUGGACAGCCACCUCCGCAUCACCAGCACCAUGGCUGGGGUGGAGGCGGGGGUCGCGGAAGGGGCCGGCAUCUGCAUUUGCAUCGGACCCCGUCGAGCCAGCUACCGCGAUCAAAUAGCACUGGUGGCACUGGUGGUGGUGGAGUUUGGGGUGGCCUGACGUGA